AUGCAAUCGACUUUACCCAAGACUAUGCGAGCGGCGGUUUGCACCGCUACCGGACCAUCAUCCGUUCUUAGCAUCCAGAAUAUACCGUUGCCGACACCGCAACCGGGCCAAGUGUUAAUUAAGAUCUUAGGUUUCGGCAUAAAUCGAGCUGAACUAUUCACGCGACAAGGCCAUUCUCCAGGUAUUGAAUUCCCGCGCAUCAUUGGUAUCGAAUGUAUAGGCACCAUCGCAGCAUACCCCACCACAGCAACCAGUACACCCAAGCAUGCCGUCGGAACCCGCAUUGCUACUUGUAUGGGUGGUCUCGGUAGACAGAUUCCGGGAUCCUACGCCGAAUACACGUGCGUAUCCGAAACUAAUGUCCGACCUAUUCCGACAACGUCCUUAUCCAUCGCCACCCUUGCCGCCCUACCGGAGAUGUUUCAGACAACUUGGGGUUCCUUAGUCUCUGGCUUGGACCUUAAAUCCGGUGAAAGUUUUCUCGUCCGUGGUGCUACGAGCUCCAUCGGACUCUGUGCUCUACAGUUAGCUCGCAAGAUUGGUGCUAGUCGUAUCGGAGGGACUACUCGAAAUCCAGAGCGCGAGAAGUUACUACGAGAUAGUGGAGCUGACGAAGUCUUCAUCGAUAAAGGUGAAAUCGCAAACGAUGUGGCCCAGACCUCCAAAGGUGGCUUCGAUAAGAUCCUCGAACUCACCGGUACUACUACACUUCGAGAUUCUCUCAAAUGCGCAGCACCAAAAGGUACGGUCUGUAUGACCGGGAUCCAAGGUGGAUCGUGGGAAUUGGAAAAGUUCAUACCAAUGGGUGAUCUACCGAAUCGUGUGCGACUCUGUGCAUACGGAGGUGGUCCAAAUGAUUUGAUGGCUCUGCCUUGGGAAGAAUUAAUCCGUGACAUUGAAGAUGGCAAGAUUAAGAUUCCAGUCAGAGAGUUUAAGCUUGACGAUAUUCGUAAAGUCCACGAAAUCCUAGAGUCAGGUGGCGGCGGGGCUAAGAUGGUUGUGGUUGUCGCAGAUGAGUAG
Messenger RNA from Hypoxylon trugodes, 1020 nucleotides. RefSeq names its product putative zinc-binding oxidoreductase. The coding region runs from base 1 to 1020 and encodes 339 amino acids. Gene Ontology annotation, molecular function: oxidoreductase activity. Lineage: Eukaryota; Fungi; Ascomycota; Sordariomycetes; Xylariales; Hypoxylaceae. The record is from RefSeq and is a predicted model, not a curated record. The transcript is spliced from 2 exons.